Drosophila subobscura is the source of this 4006-nucleotide messenger RNA. Its product is annotated as probable multidrug resistance-associated protein lethal(2)03659. Gene Ontology annotation, biological process: transmembrane transport. The transcript is spliced from 6 exons. Lineage: Eukaryota; Metazoa; Arthropoda; Insecta; Diptera; Drosophilidae. Gene Ontology annotation, molecular function: ATP hydrolysis activity; ATP binding; ABC-type transporter activity. The record is from RefSeq and is a predicted model, not a curated record. The coding region runs from base 49 to 3930 and encodes 1293 amino acids. Gene Ontology annotation, cellular component: membrane.
UGAGAGUACCUGCGUGAUAAGUACUCUACAAAAUAAUUUAUAAAAAUCAUGCAGUCCGACAAGCUCCCACCCAAUCCCCGUGAAUCGGCAGGACUGUUGUCCUCGCUUAUGUUUUGCUUUGCUCUGCCCAUUCUCUUCAAAGGCCGCAAAAAGACGCUCCAACCCACGGAUCUCUAUCAGGCACUGAAAGGACACAGAGCGGAUGAUCUUGGCGACAGAUUCUUCGAGACAUGGCAGGCCGAGGUGGAGGCGUGUCGUCGUCGGCGGCGCAACCAAGAGCCGAGCAUCAUCAAAGUGAUUCUUCGCGUUUUCGGUUGGCAGCUGCUGCGCUCUGGACUGAUCAUUGGAGUGCUGGAGCUGGGCACCAGGGCCACUGCGCCCUUGUUGCUGGGCGCUUUGAUAUCGGAGUUUACGACCCAUGGAAAUGGCGAUGGGCUGUGGGCACAGCUCUAUGCAGCUGGCCUGAUACUUACCACCCUGGCCAGCGUUCUCCUGGUACAUCCUUAUAUGAUGGGCAUGAUGCACUUGGCCAUGAAGCUGCGGGUGGCCGUGGGCAGUGCCAUCUAUCGCAAGGCUUUGCGUUUGAGUCGCACCGCUCUGGGGGAUACCACGACGGGUCAGGUGGUUAAUCUGAUAUCCAAUGAUUUGGGCCGCUUCGAUCGAGCGCUGAUACACUUCCAUUUCCUGUGGCUGGGACCGCUGGAGCUGCUGGUUGCCUCGUAUUUCCUCUACCAGUCGAUUGGCCUGGCCUCGCUCUACGGCAUUGGCAUCCUCCUGCUCUAUCUCCCAGUGCAGACUUACCUGAGCAGACUGACCUCCGUGCUGCGUCUGCAGACGGCUUUGAGGACGGACCAGCGGGUGCGAAUGAUGAACGAGAUCAUCUCCGGCAUUCAGGUGAUCAAAAUGUACACCUGGGAGCGGCCCUUUGGCAAGGCGAUCGAGAGGCUGCGGAGGAGUGAAAUGAGUUCCAUUCGCAAGGUGAACUACAUCCGCGGCACUCUGCUGUCCUUUGAGAUCACGCUCGGCAGGAUUGCCAUCUUCGUGAGUCUCCUGGGCUACGUCCUGAUGGGCGGGGAGCUCACUGCGGAGAAGGCCUUUGUGGUCACGGCCUUCUACAACAUCCUGCGGCGCACUGUGAGCAAGUUCUUCCCCAGCGGCAUGUCCCAGUUUGCCGAGCUGCUGGUCACGCUUCGCCGGAUCCGAACAUUCCUCAUGCGAGACGAGACAGAGUCAAUGCUGGAGCAGAGCGAUGGCGAUGCCAAGGAGAAGCCCACCGAAGUGCUGGUGGAAAUUGAGGUCUUAACCGCACGCUGGAGCCGCGAGCACCAUGAACCGGUGCUGGACAGGAUCAGCAUGAGCCUGAAGCGUCCGCAACUGGUGGCCGUCAUUGGUCCCGUGGGCUCGGGCAAGUCCAGCCUCAUCCAGGCGAUACUCGGCGAGCUGCCCGCUGAGUCUGGGGGAGUGAGGAUCCAGGGCAGAGUGUCGUAUGCCUCGCAGGAGCCGUGGCUCUUCAACGCCUCCCUGCGGGACAACAUCCUGUUCGGGCUGCCCAUGGACAAGCAUCGCUACCGUCGUGUGGUGCAGAAGUGUGCCCUGGAGCGUGACUUUGAGCUGCUGCAGGGCGAUCGUACAGUCGUGGGCGAGCGUGGAGCCUCGCUCUCGGGUGGCCAGCGGGCGAGGAUCAGCCUGGCCCGAGCCGUGUACCGCAGGGCGGACAUCUACCUGCUGGACGAUCCGCUCAGCGCCGUGGACACGCACGUGGGUCGCCAUCUGUUCGAGGAGUGCAUGCGGGGCUUCCUCAAGCAUCAGCUGGUCAUCCUGGUCACCCAUCAGCUGCAGUUCCUGGAGCAGGCCGACGUGAUUGUGAUCAUGGACAAGGGCAGAGUCACAGCCAUUGGCAGCUACGAGGAGAUGCUCAAGAGUGGCCAGAACUUUGCCCAGCUCCUUGCUAAGAGCACUUUCCAUGAGGAUGGAGACCACAAUGAGGCAGCUGGAGAUGCAAAGUCCGCUUACUCCCGUCAGAGCAGCUGCCAGAGCAGAACGAGUGUCAGCUCUGUGGACUCUGCUGGCGCGGAUUCCCUCAACGAGGAGGUGCCAGCGGCAGUUGUGCCCCCGCAGGAGUCACGUUCCAGCGGCAACAUCGGGCUGGACAUGUACCGAAAAUACUUUGGCGCUGGCUCUGGCUGGAUUCUGUUUGCCCUCGUCGCGUUCUUUUGCCUGGGCACACAGCUGCUGGCCUCUGGUGGCGAUUACUUUCUCUCCUACUGGGUUAAGAACAACAAUCAAUCGUCGGCUGUGGACAUUUACUACUUCAGCGCCAUCAAUGUGGCACUCGUGAUCUUUGCCCUGCUCCGGACUCUACUCUUCUUCAGCAUGGCCAUGCACUCGUCCACUGAGCUGCACAACUCCAUGUUCCGGGGCGUGUCCCGCACGGCGCUGCACUUCUUCCACUCGAAUCCCUCGGGCCGCAUCCUGAACCGCUUCGCCAUGGACCUGGGCCAGGUGGAUGAGGUGCUGCCGGCCGUCAUGCUGGACUGCAUACAGAUCUUCCUCACCAUUGCCGGGAUCAUCUGUGUGCUGUGCAUCACCAAUCCCUGGUAUCUGGUCAACACGUUCCUCAUGUUCCUGGCCUCGCACUUCCUGCGGCGGUUCUACUUGAGCACCUCGCGGGAUGUGAAGCGCCUGGAGGCGGUGGCCAGAUCCCCCAUGUACUCCCACUUCAGUGCCACGCUGAAUGGUCUGCCCACGAUCCGCGCCCUGGGCGCCCAGCGACUGCUGACUGGGGAGUACGACAACUACCAGGAUCUGCACAGCUCCGGCUACUACACGUUCCUCUCCACCAGUCGCGCCUUUGGCUACUAUCUGGAUCUGUUCUGCGUGGCCUAUGUGAUAUCCGUGACGCUGACCAGCUACUUUGACCCUCCCCUCGGCAGUCCGGGACAAAUUGGACUGGCCAUCACCCAGGCCAUGUCCAUGACGGGCACCGUGCAGUGGGGCAUGCGGCAGUCGGCCGAACUGGAGAACUCCAUGACCUCCGUGGAGCGUGUGGUGGAGUACAGAAACCUUCAGCCCGAGGGCCAGUUCGAGUCCCCAGCAGACCAGAAGCCAGCCAAUAGCUGGCCCAAAGACGGACAAAUUGUGGCGGCAGACUUGAGUCUGAGAUACAAUCCCGAUCCGAGCACCGAUCGAGUGCUGAACGCUCUCAGCUUUACGAUCCUUCCCCGCGAGAAGAUCGGCAUUGUGGGCCGCACGGGUGCGGGGAAAUCCACGCUGAUUAAUGCGAUAUUCCGACUGUCCUACAACGACGGCACCCUGCUGAUCGAUGGCCAGGACACGGCAGCGAUUGGUCUGCACGAUCUGCGCAGCAAGAUCUCGAUUAUUCCACAGGAGCCGGUGCUCUUUUCCGGCACCCUGCGCUACAAUCUGGAUCCCUUCGAGCAGUACACGGAUGAGAAGCUCUGGCAGGUCCUACAGGAGGUUCACUUGAAGGAGGAAAUCUCUGAGAUGUCCACUGGCCUGCAGAGCCUCAUCGCCGAGGGUGGCACCAACUACAGCGUCGGUCAGCGUCAGUUGGUCUGCCUGGCACGUGCCAUUCUGCGGGAAAACCGCAUCCUGGUCAUGGACGAGGCCACGGCGAACGUGGAUCCACAGACCGAUGCCCUCAUCCAGUCUACCAUUCGCAGAAAGUUCAGGGACUGCACUGUCCUCACCAUUGCCCAUCGCCUGAACACUAUUAUCGAUUCGGAUAGGGUUAUGGUCCUGGAUGCCGGCCAUCUCAUGGAGUUUGGCACUCCACACGAACUUCUCACGCAAUCCCAGAGCAAAAUCUUCUACGGCAUGGUCCUGGAGACGGGCAGGGCGAGCUUCGAGCAGCUUCUAAAGAUUGCAGAAAGUGUUCACGAGAGCAAAUUGCACAGCAAACCGGAAUGAAGCCUGUCCGGAACAACAAAUUUAACUUUUAAACUUUUUUAAAAGCUUACAGACAGUUCAAACUUCCAAAAAAUAA